Molecule: messenger RNA, 4076 nt
Organism: Helicoverpa zea (corn earworm)
Lineage: Eukaryota; Metazoa; Arthropoda; Insecta; Lepidoptera; Noctuidae
Product: prominin-like protein
Exons: 23
Coding region: 397-3645 (1082 amino acids)
Cellular component (GO): membrane
Source: RefSeq, a predicted model, not a curated record
AUUUGCGUUUUAAUUCAAUCGUUCAUCGGCGUUCGUUUCGCCGCGCUGUCUAUCGACCUCCUUUUUCUCACGUCGAUUUAUUUUAGUAACAAAGCUUAACAUCAGGAUUAUGCGGAUUGUUAAAUAAAAUGUGAAUUUGAAUAAGUUUUAAGUCCAUAUCAACUAUGAUGAACGAACAAGUUUCAAUGUUUGUCAUAGUUUAGUUAAAUUAUCUAGUGCCUAUAUAGUGAUUAUCGACCUCAUUCAUUCGACUGUUUAUGUUUAGUAAACGGGUAUCUCGAAGUUUGUUUUGCAAACACAAAGCUUACUCGAUCACAAUCCAAUUAUUAAUAGUGCGUGUGCAUUGCGUGGUGUGCAGGUGGUGUCGUGUCGUGUCAGUUAUGCUAGUGCAGUGAAAUGGGUGCGAUGGGCAGAAUGUAUAAGAUGGUGGUGUGCCUGUGGGUGGCGGCCGCGGGCUGGGGCGGCGCGGUGGCCGAGAUCGGCAGCAACAUGAACAACAUCUCGGGCAGCAUGCUGCGGGACCUGACGGACGUGCUGGGCAUGGUGGAGGUCUCCUACUCGGAGCCCGUCAUCAAUGUGUCGUACGUGGCCAGCGUGCAGUUCGACAUGCGCGCCAUGGGCCCCGUGUACAACUCCACGCACCUCGUCAUCGACGCCAUCGCCAACAAGCAGGCCUACCCUGAAGGCAUGGUGACGGUGUCGGACGGGCACGCGUACGUCAAGCCGCUGAAGGAGGAGUGGCGCGCGCUGCUCGUGCACUACGCGGGCCCUACCGCCGUCAUCGUGGUCGCCGUGCUGCUCAUCGCUAUCCUGCCCCUGGCCGGCCUGUUCUGGUGCUGCUGCUACUGGUGCCGCAUGGGCAGGCGGCGCCGUCCCUUCGACCGCAAGUACGACGCUUGUCUCAAGGGAAUCCUCGCCAUCAUACUCAUCGGACUACUCACGCUCUUCUUGUUCGGCGUGGUGUGCGCGUUCGCGACCGACUCGCAGGUGGAGACGGGCAGCGCGGAGGCGGCCGACUCCCUGAAGGCGGGCAUCCGGGAUGCGCGCGAGUUCCUCAACGCCACUCAGGCGCAUGCGCGCUGGCUGCUCGUCGUUAACUACAGAGAGCUGGAGAUCAAGCUCAACUCCAUGCUGUACAGUAUUGGCGUGACGGCGUCGGUGAAGCUGGGCGAGUUCUCGCGCGCGGUGUCGGUCACGACGCUCAACAAGCUGGUGCAGCAGCUGGACGGCGUGCGCGAGCAGCUGCGCAGCGUGCACGCGCUCACCGCCACGCUGCGCGCCAAGGCCGAGGAGCUCAACACCGGCCUCCGCAAGGUCAAGAACCAGCUGCUGCAGACGCUCGCCAAGUGCGACCAGCCCAAGUGCCGCGCGCUACAGGACAAGUACAAGAUCGGCCAGCUCGACACCGAGAUACAGUACAGCCAGAUGCCGGACGUGACGGAGUUGCUGAACAACGUGUCGGCGCUGCUAGACAGCGACAUCAAGAGCGAGGUGGCGGCGGGGCAGCAGGUGUUCAGCGACAUCCAGCGCGGCAUCCAGCGCUCCGUGGACCAGCACAUGCCCGACGUCUCGCAAGCCAUCGCUGACAUCGGCAAGAAGUUGGCGGGCGUGGCGGACGAGAUCACGUGGAUGGCCGGCAACGCCAGCGCAGUGCUGCAGCGGCAGGAGUCGAGCGCGGCAGAGCUGCGGCGCCUACACGCCACCUACGGGCCCUACCGCCGCUACGCCGGCCUGGCCGCCGCCAUCGCACUGCUGCUGAUCACGUGCCUGCUGGCGUGGGGGCUCAUGUGCGGCGUGUGCGGCAAGCGCCCCGACGUGUACGGCGCCAGCGACUGCUGCAACAAGGGCGCCGGCUCCAAGAGCCUGCUCUGCGGCAUGGGCGCCAUGUUCCUGCUGGGCAGCGCCGUCACGCUGGUGCUGCUCGUCUACUUCAUCGUCGGCGUCGCCACACAGCGCUUCGUCUGCGACCCUCUCACUGAGCCGCGCGACAACCGUCUGUUCGGCGACCUGGAGCAGCUGGUGGACUUCGAGAACAUGCUGUUCAACGAGCGCCGCGACCCCGACUUCAACAUGACGGCCGCGCUGCUGCGCUGCCACGACAACCAGACCAUCUACCAGGUGCUGCACCUGCACCGGCUGGUGAACCUGUCGGACACGAGCGAGGCGGUGCGGGGCUCGCUGACGCGGCACGUGGCGGCGCUGCGGCCGCUGCUGCCGGGCGAGCGGCCCGUGGCCAUCCUGCGGCCCGGCGCGCGCGACAAGCUGCGGCGCCUGGCCGACAGCGGGCUCUCCGACUUCGACUUCGAGCGCAUCCUGGCGGCGCUGGAGACCAACAUGACGACGCUGGCGCUGGACUCGCUGGCGCGGCAGCUGAACAGCACGGCGGCGUCGCUGCAGCGGCCGCAGCUGGCGGAGGAGGCGCGGUCGCUGCGCAGCGCGGCGGCGGCGCUGGCGGCGCUCAUGCGCGACGUGCUGCGGCCCAUGCUCGACUACUCCGCGCAGCUCAACAGUACGGCGACGAAGCUGCGCGACGGGCUGCGCUUCAACCACUCGUCGCUGAAGGACGCCAUCACGUACCUCAUGCACGAGACCAGCGAGGCCGAGGUCUUCCUCAACACCGAGGGGCCCGACCGCGUGCAGAACAUGACGGCGGGGCUGGCGGACGCGGUGGCGCUGCGGCUGGAGCAGUACGUGCAGCGGCUGGCGGCGGCGGCGCGGGACUCGGUGGGGCGCUGCGGCCCGCUGUCCAACGCCUUCAACGCCACGCGCGACGCCGCCUGCAGGAAGAUACUCAUGCCCGUCAACGGCUACUGGAUGUCGCUGGCGUGGUGCGUGGUGCUGCUGGCGCCGCUGCUGCUGGUGGCGGCGCGGCUGGCGCGGCUGUACCUGCACGCCGACGCCUACCCCGGCCCGCUCGUCGAGGCCGAAUAUUUGUAUGACGCGUACGCGGACCGCGAUAACGUACCCCUUGCCAACGCCUACAAGGUGGAGAAGCGGUCGGCGCGGGAGCCCCGCGACGGGCGCGCGUCGCCCCGCGCCCGCGCGCGCGCGCCCGCCGCCGCGCCGCCCGCGCCGCGCGCCGCCGCCCUGGCGCCGCCCGCUGACCACUACCACGCGCGCAGAUAUAAUGAUAUGGCGCCAAAGCACUGGGAAGAAGGACCUCCCCGCUACCUCGGCUCUACUGAGUACGAGCGACCCCCUCCAUACUACUAUCCCGGACCAAAUCCUGUGAGAGUGAGCUCGAGAGACGACAUGACAGCUGUGCAGUUGACGCCGAAGCCCCCGACCGGCAGCUGGGCGGAGUAUCUGGGAGCUAGUUCGGGUGCCCCUAGACUCAGAAGAGCGUUUAGUAUGGAGGACGUACCUCCGCCGCCGAGCAAGGAACCCGCGACCAGUUGGGCGCAGUACUUGGCAGCUAGCGAGAGUUCCCUGAGUCGUCCAAUGUUCCCCCCCCGCGCGGAGCAGCGAGCCGCUCCGUCCGCGCCGCGCGAGCCCGUCACUAGUUGGGCAGAGUAUUUAGCCGCUAGUCCCAGCGCGCCAGUGUUCCCGGAGCCGCGGCGGCGCAGCGGCGGCGAGUGGGCCGCGCAGGGCACCGGCUGGAGCUGGGCGCAGUACCUCGGCGGCCGAGCGAGCGAUAGACAGUAAACUGGCGCUCACGGAACUCGACGAAGACCUGCUGAAGUACUGAGGCGUCCCCCCCCCCGCACACAUCUCCACACGUGAAGGAACAACACACAGCAGACAAUUUUGAACAGAAUGCUGCAGCCGUCACUGGCAGUCACACGUAACCGAUCUAUAUUUGACGGAGAUGAUCAAGUUUAAAUGAAACCUUAUAUACAGUGAUGACUACACUAUUCUGUCCGAGGUUACUGUUGCGUACGUAGUAACGCGUUGCGGGAAAAUUACUCUAUUUUAAAUACAAGAAUGAUUCAUGUAAUAGUGAUAAAUUAAGUGCAAACUCAAGUUUGAACAAGUAUUGUAUACUGCCGCUCAAGAGCGCUGAAUUGUGAUUCACGAAGUAUGUGACAUACGUACACACUGCCUGCCAACGAUAGGGUUGCCAUUCACUACUGUAG